This is a messenger RNA of Glossina fuscipes, 2907 nucleotides long. RefSeq lists its product as uncharacterized. Gene Ontology annotation, molecular function: zinc ion binding. The record is from RefSeq and is a predicted model, not a curated record. The transcript is spliced from 4 exons. Bases 27 to 2564 code for a protein of 845 amino acids. NCBI's taxonomy places the organism in Eukaryota, Metazoa, Arthropoda, Insecta, Diptera, Glossinidae.
UUUCUUUUAGUUUCACAAUAAUAAUUAUGAGCAAUUCCUGUGUUGAAACACCAGCUGCACCAGAGUGGUUAUCGAAAUUAGAGAGCCGUCGUGAGCAGCUAAAACGUUGUAAAUUAGGACAUGAAGCAGGCGCAGGGGCUGCUUGCAAUGAUUGCGGUGAUAAAUGUCCUGGAUUGGAUUUGCAUUUUUGGCGUAAAGUGUGCCGUAAUUGCAAAUGUCGUAAAGACCAGCACAUGUGCACCGACGACGAUUUAUCCGGAUGGGCUCAAUUUGAAAUUUUAGGUCAAAUACGUUCAAAACCAGCCUUUAUUCGCAUAAAAGCAUUGGCUAGUCAACCGGUUCAAUUGGAAUGGAUUCCUCCAAACGUAGCACCGGACGUAGCAGCCGAUUAUAUGGAAAAAUUGGGUACAGAAAAUGUCCCAGUUGCUGGUAGUGAGGCAGCUACAAAACGGAAGCAACAAUUAGAAUUUCAAGUGCCACCACAUGACUUGGAUGCCGCUUUGUGUGAUAAUCUUUCCGAAUCCGAAACAAAUCAAUUGCAACAAUAUGUACAAAAGAUACGCGACAGUUGUGUGGGUCAAGGCAAUGUUGUGCGUGUCGGCAAUUACGGCGGUAAUGCGCUGAUUGGCAACAUAAAGCAAGCAGCAGACGGCGAUCUGCUUCGUCAAGCUAAAUAUGAAGAAAUGCUGUCGGUUCUACAAGAAGUUCCUACUGUCAAAGACCUAAUCCUUAGUGACCUGCUAACGAAUGACAAAUUAGCCACGGCGCUCAAACAACAAGUUCCUUGCAGCUACCCAAAAAUUUUUGUCGCCUUUUCAGACCCGAUUGCUGAUGGAUCAUUGGGCUUAAAAUUAAAAUCCAAGUUGGCCCCAGCGACUCUUAAUGGUCUGAACGAGUCAGCCAUACAAAGUUUAGUAUCCAAUGGGCCAAUUUACGACAAAAUAUUUGCCAAAUUGAAGAAUAACAAUUUCGAUAUAUCGCGUGAUCCGCGCUUGGGUCCAUUAUAUGAUGUACGUCAAGAAUAUUUAACAAAUCCGUCCAUUAAAAUGGAGUUGGACAGUAUAUAUUCUGGAAACGCCUAUGCUUGUUCGACCCCGUACAGUUCCCCUCUGAAAACUCCGUCCAAGUUCUUGCAUGAUUUGUCUUUUAAUUCUCCAUUGCCCAUGAAAUGCCCUUUACAAACACGUUUCGGACGCGAUAUGAUGCAAGUGACUCCUAUGCGAAAAGUUCAAUUCGCUAAUACCGCAACGAUUGUACAUGAAUGCGGAUUACCUACGAACGUGGAUUAUGAACGUGAUCGUUUGUUUGCCAAAAUUUUAUAUUCCCAACCUUUAAAGCGAGCUUUAGAAUAUGCCAAACGGGAUAUAAAGGCAGAGCCUUUCUUGGUAGCUCUAUCGCAUGACAGCUCAGAAGAUUUAAAUAAUGCUAAUUUAAGUGAAUUAACGAAAAGUAAACUCGAUAAACUUGACAUUAAAUCGAAGGACAUGCUCCAGAGCGCUGUACUAAAUGCUCCAUUUUAUGAUCGCUUAUUCCAAGCUUUGAAAGACAAAAACAUUAAGUAUACGGAUUGCCCAGCGAACCUUUACAGCACCUUACAAAACCUAACGCAGGAGUUGCGUGCUGACAAGCCUUUCUACGAAGAGGUACGCGAAUUCGUUACCGCUUUGCCUAAUAGUUUGGAGGUCGCUUACGCACCGGUCAAUGUUAAUUUGCAAAAAGCUAUGACCACUUCAAGGAGUAGCGACUCUGGAUUUGAGUCGAAACCUUCCACUCCUCAACAUGGGAUAAAUAAUCUUCCUCCUGAUGAUCUUCAAGCAUUGGUUGGAAAAUUUUCUACUAUUCCUGGUAUAGAGGAUAUGAAUAUGUAUCCACAGGUGGAACCAUCACAAACUCAACCACCAUUCACCAGUAAAUUACAAAAUUUAUCUUUACAAGAUAAGCCAACAGUCAUGCAACAAGAAGGCGAGACGUUAAGACCGCUUCCUUUAAAUUGUAGUGAUUGCUCACAAAAAAUUAAUUUUGGAGAUGUUGCGGUUAAAGCUGCCCGCGCUGGAAAAGAAAUCGCCUGGCAUCCUGAGUGCUUUAAAUGUCACGCAUGCCGUGAACUUUUAGCUGAUCUCGUUUAUUUCUUUCACGGCGGUCAUGUGUACUGUGGACGAGAUUUGGCGGUAAAAUUAAAAAUACCUCGCUGUAAAGCUUGUGAUGAGUUGAUCUUUACUAAAGAAUAUACCGCAGCUGAAGGGGCAACAUUCCAUAUUAAACAUUUUUGUUGCUUUCAAUGCGAUCAUCCAUUGGCUGGGCAACAAUACGUUCCCGAUGAAAAGACCAAUAUGCCCCUAUGUCUAAAAUGUUAUGAUGAAUAUUACGCGGCUGCAUGUCAGCGUUGCAAACUGCCUAUAGGUCCAGGGGAUCAAGGUGUCGCCUGGGGUCAAGUUCACUGGCAUGAUUCAUGCUUUCUAUGUGCCGGUCAAAAUUGUGGCCGCUCGUUAAUUGGGGGUCGUUUUUGCGUUAAACAAAAUAUGCCGUUUUGUAGCCCCGUUUGUGUGCGUAGUAUUAUGCAAUAAGAAGCAGAAGAAAAUAAAUAUUGUCGUUUAAAUUCUUUGGACAUGCAAAACAUUGCAAUUGAAUAUCGCACUUUUAACGCACAGUUCUUGUAGGCUUUUCCGCAAAAAAGCAAAAAACUUAAUCUUCUAAACAAGAUUUUAAAGUUUUUUAACUUCUUUCCUUCUCUAUUAAGCCAAGUUAAGAUUUUUAUGGUUUCUAGCGUGUAAGAUACCCAAUAUGCCUUUUAUUUUUUUACCAAUAUUUACAAAUUUACGCAUUUAUAAACAAUUAUACAUUUUUAUAUAUAUGGUUAAUAUAUUUUGUGAGAAACAUCGAUAAAAUCACAUUUGUUUUUAUUGCAAA